UCAUUCUUUCAAUUUCAAACCAUUCCCUCUCCAGCAAAAAGCAGAAGAAAACAUUCCCAGCUGUGACGGGAAAAAUGUGAGAAGUAUAAUGCAUUUUUGCUUAGAUGAAUUCAAUGGAUUCAACCAACAAUUCUCAGGGAAGUUCUUUCACAUUUCCUGAGAAGAUUUGCGCCGCACUCAUCCCAUUUAUAGCAAUAGCUGAAGCUUUAAUCUUUGCGUUGUCGGGCUGUUUCGAGUGUCUUCCCAAUCCCAUAAAUCUCCGCCGUCCCAAGAAACUGCGGUGUGCAUACAAGGAACUCGUUCAACUAUCCCAAGAAUCUCGAUUCUCAGUAAACGAAGUGGAGGCAUUGUAUGAGUUGUUUAAGAAGUUGAGUUGUUCGAUUGUUGAUGAUGGGUUCAUCCACAAGGAAGAGCUUCAGCUAGCAUUGUUUCAAACUUCACAAGGUGAAAAUCUUUUUCUGGAUCGGGUUUUUGAUCUUUUUGAUGAAAAGAGAAAUGGUGUAAUUGAGUUUGAGGAGUUUAUCCAUGCCCUGAAUGUAUUCCAUCCAUGUGCUCCAAUGGAGGAAAAAAUAGAUUUUGUCUUUAAGCUUUAUGAUCUGAGACAGACAGGGUUCAUUGAGCGAGAAGAAGUCAAGCAAAUGGUGAUUGCAAUUCUAAUGGAAUCUGAGAUGAAGUUGUCUGAUGAUCUUCUGGAGCAAAUUCUUGACAAGACUUUUGCCGAUGUUGAUGCAGACAGGGAUGGGAGAAUUAAUAAAGAGGAGUGGAAGGAUUUUGUUAUUCAGCAUCCCUCACUCUUGCGGAACAUGACUCUUCCAUACUUGAAAGACAUCAGCACUGUAUUCCCCAGUUUUGUUUUCAACACAGUGGUUGAAAAUGCUUAAGUAAAAUUCUGAGGAGAGUAUCAUUUCGGGGUUGCUAUUGGUUAGACAUGGAUGCUUUUAGCUCCUCAGCUUCUUGUUUGAUGCAGAGAUAUCAACCAAGUUCUUAGAGGUGCAAAAAUCAGUCCUUCAGCAGGGAAUUUUGAGGUGGCAUCACUUGGUAUUCUUCUUGCUAUGGAUUGAUCAAUUUUGAAAUCUCAUUCUCUCGUACAAUCCAACUGCAAGCCCCCCUGUACAUAUAUUCAUCUGGAGCAGUUAUUUAGAGCAACAGCAUUGCAGCAUUUUCUGCUAGAAUGUUUCAGUUGGUUACAAACGUUUCUGUACAUUACUUUUCCUUGUAACCAACCUUAGCUUUGGAUUAUACAUUAGCGUGUUUUCUGCUCAUUUUUAUGCAUCAGUUUCCUUUUCUGCUUUCUGGUCACCUGAGAUUUGACUGUUGUUAGUGAAGCUCACUAGGGUCAUUUUUCUGUACAUGAUUGACUGCCUUUUUUACAAUCUGCCUAGUGUUUGGCGAUUGUCAUCUAUAAUAGAGAGCUAGAAUAUCCUUGAUUUUUGUUCUUGGGUAUUCCAGUACUUUAAAUUUGA
Coffea eugenioides is the source of this 1463-nucleotide messenger RNA. RefSeq names its product calcineurin B-like protein 10. The record is from RefSeq and is a predicted model, not a curated record. The coding region runs from base 105 to 881 and encodes 258 amino acids. The transcript has 9 exons. Gene Ontology annotation, biological process: calcium-mediated signaling. Lineage: Eukaryota; Viridiplantae; Streptophyta; Magnoliopsida; Gentianales; Rubiaceae. Gene Ontology annotation, molecular function: calcium ion binding; kinase binding.